GUUCCUUGUGAAGUUGAGGAACGGUGAUCCCUGAUGUGGUGUCUCCUGCAGAGGAUUCCGCCGGACACGAGGGGACAUGGGCAACAGCCGAAGCCAGUCGGGGCCGGGCCCCCGCUCACACUUUCUUCCCGAGGAGCAGGCCGAAAUCGAUAGGUUGUUCGAGGCUCUGUCUUCGGAGAAGCCGCGCCCGAGUACCUGUCCCAGGUCCUUCUCUCUGGAGGCACUGAAGAGCCACAUAGGGGAAGCCCUUCCGCUGGAGAUGGUCACGAGACUGUAUGACGGCAUGCGGAGACUCGACCUGCCGGGGAAGGCAAAGGCGCCCAGCGAGGGCGUCUCCCAGGAGCAGCUCUCGGUGUUCAUGUCGCACUUGCUAAAGGGAAGCUCCGAGGAGAAGAGUCUCGUGAUCGUGAACAUGAUUUCUGCCACAGAAGGUCCUGUGAAAGCAAGAGAAGUCCAGAAGUUCACAGAGGAUCUGGUUGGCUCCGUGGCGCACGUGCUGAGCUACAGGCAGGAGCUGAGAGGCUGGGCCCAGAAGAGAGGCCCGGGCCCCCCGCCCAGCGUGCAGGUGCUGGCUGCCCAGCUGUUCUCCGAGAUGGGACUCCAAGUUUCAGGGGAUGACACGUGCUUCCUGUUCUCCAUCUCCCCGCGCAUGGCCGUCUACACGUCCACGGGCUACAACGACCACUACAUGUACCUGAACCACGGGCAGCAGACCAUCCCGAACGGCCUGGGCAUGGGGGGCCAGCACAAUUACUUUGGGCUGUGGAUUGACGUCGAUUUCGGGAAAGGACACAGCAAGGCCAAGCCCAGGUGCACCACGUACAACAGCCCUCAGCUGUCCGCCCAGGAGGACUUCCGCUUUGAGAAGCUGGAGGUGUGGGCGGUGGGCGAUGCCCCGGGCCCGCAGCAGGCCAAGAGCACCAAGAGCGUCCUGGACGUGGACCCCGAGGCGCAGGCCCUGCUGGAGAUCAGUGGGCACACUCGCCACAGCCAAGGGCUCCGUGAACCCCCGGAGGAUGAGUGAGGGGGGCCCCGGGCUGGAUCCUGACCCCCCCCCGGACGGAGGAGAGCCUGCAGACCCCUCCCCAUACCGCACGUGUUUGACUUCAACACGGAGCCGUGCUGGUCACUUCCGGGACCACUGUAAUUGGAAGACAGUAAAAUUCUUUGAUGCUCUAUA
Molecule: messenger RNA, 1180 nt
Organism: Suricata suricatta (meerkat)
Lineage: Eukaryota; Metazoa; Chordata; Mammalia; Carnivora; Herpestidae
Gene: MEAK7
Product: MTOR associated protein, eak-7 homolog
Exons: 7
Coding region: 77-1024 (315 amino acids)
Biological process (GO): TOR signaling
Source: RefSeq, a predicted model, not a curated record